CUUUCACUUCAACCCUAGGUUUUGAUCAAAAACAUGGUCUACGGUACAUCAGACGCAGAACCACAGACAGAAAUCGUUGUGUCACAGCUAGCACAAGAACUGUACAACAGUAAUCUACUUUUACUACUAAUACAGAAUUUAAGUCGCAUCGAUUUCGAAGGCAAGAAAGAUGUGGCACAGGUUUUCAACAACGUGCUACGGAGACAGAUCGGGACCCGAACACCGACAGUCGAAUACAUCUGCACAAAGCCCGAAAUUCUGUUCACACUAAUGGCAGGCUACGAGCAUCAGGAAAUCGCCCUCAACUGUGGUACCAUGUUGCGGGAAUGUGCCCGAUACGAGGCCCUCGCCAAGAUAAUGCUCCACUCGGAUGAGUUUUUCAACUUCUUCCGCUACGUCGAGGUGUCCACCUUCGACAUCGCCUCGGAUGCCUUUUCGACCUUCAAGGAGCUGCUCACCCGCCACAAGAUCCUGUGCGCCGAGUUCCUGGAGCAGAACUACGACGAAGUGUUUAACCACUACCAGCAGCUGCUGAACUCGGAGAACUACGUCACCCGGAGGCAGAGCUUGAAGCUGCUCGGUGAGCUGCUGCUCGAUAGACACAAUUUCACGGUUAUGACGAAGUACAUUUCCAAUCCAGACAAUUUGAAGCUAAUGAUGAACAUGCUGAAAGAAAAAUCACGAAAUAUUCAAUUUGAAGCGUUCCAUGUAUUCAAGGUGUUUGUAGCGAACCCGAACAAACCGAAACCAAUCCUCGACAUACUGCUGCGAAACCAGGAGAAGUUGGUUGACUUCUUAACGAAAUUCCACACGGACCGAUCCGAAGACGAACAGUUCAACGACGAAAAGGCGUAUCUGAUCAAGCAGAUAAAGGAACUUAAACCGGCACCCGAUCAAUAGUAAUAGGUACGCAAUCCCAUAACCACACCCAACCAAUCAACGUACAGUAGUAGUAGUAGUAGCAGUAAUAAAAAUAACGCGAACUCGAGUGCUAUCCUCGAACCUAGACCUCGAUUCAGUGGCGCCCGAUCGCAAAACCCCCCCUACACCAGCAACAUCUCCUUAGCUUUGGUUUUUUUGCGCAAACCGAUCCAAUUGCAUUGAAACCCGCGCCGAGUCCGCAUUCCCAAUUUAUCCCGGCACCAAAACUACCCCUCUAUAAGCACUAGUAUUUUGUAACAAAGGUUAAAAAAAAAACAUAAUAACAAAGCAUUACUAUUAAAACAAUUAACUAUUGAUAGAAGUUAUUGAUGCAAACAACAAAUGAGGAAACAAAUUAAAACUAACGCAUAUUCAAGAUAAUAAAUAAUGCAAAACAAACUAAAAAAACACAGUACGUCGAAAGAAGUUAAAUGAUAGUUUGUAGGUAACAGAAAAAU
Uranotaenia lowii is the source of this 1379-nucleotide messenger RNA. RefSeq names its product protein Mo25 (gene Mo25). The record is from RefSeq and is a predicted model, not a curated record. Gene Ontology annotation, molecular function: protein serine/threonine kinase activator activity. Lineage: Eukaryota; Metazoa; Arthropoda; Insecta; Diptera; Culicidae. Bases 34 to 900 code for a protein of 288 amino acids. Gene Ontology annotation, biological process: intracellular signal transduction. The transcript has 5 exons.